Rattus norvegicus (Norway rat) is the source of this 1398-nucleotide messenger RNA. RefSeq names its product Bet1 golgi vesicular membrane trafficking protein (gene Bet1). The record is from RefSeq and is marked provisional. Gene Ontology annotation, cellular component: Golgi membrane; membrane; endoplasmic reticulum membrane. Gene Ontology annotation, biological process: vesicle-mediated transport. Lineage: Eukaryota; Metazoa; Chordata; Mammalia; Rodentia; Muridae. The coding region runs from base 82 to 438 and encodes 118 amino acids. The transcript is spliced from 4 exons.
CUUAGGACUGAAGCCGAGGUUGGGUGACCCUGGCCCUUUCCUACCCACUCUUCCUUGCCCUCCUUCCCCUCUCGUGGCAGGAUGAGGCGUGCAGGCCUGGGUGAUGGAGCACCUCCUGGCGGCUAUGGGAACUAUGGUUAUGCCAAUAGUGGAUAUAAUGCUUGUGAAGAAGAGAAUGACAGACUCACUGAAAGUCUCAGAAGCAAAGUAACAGCUAUAAAAUCUCUUUCCAUUGAGAUAGGCCAUGAAGUCAAAAAUCAAAAUAAACUGUUAGCUGAAAUGGAUUCACAAUUUGAUUCUACAACUGGAUUUCUAGGUAAAACCAUGGGAAGACUGAAGAUUUUGUCCAGAGGGAGCCAAACGAAAUUGCUAUGCUAUAUGAUGCUGUUUUCAUUGUUUGUCUUUUUUGUCAUUUAUUGGAUUAUUAAACUGAGGUGAUGCAAGUUAGUGUGGGCUUUGAAUUUAUUGCAGUUAAUGUCUUGGGGAACCACUUUGAUAACCAGCAUCUCAACAUUCCUAAUGGUCUUCUCCAUUGAAGAUUAGUAGAAUUUUCCUCUUUCAGAAAUCAUACUAUACCAUGUAAUGUUUUGAAUACUGCUCCUUACUGACUGACUCAUUAUGACUCCUAUUUUAAGGGGUAUUUAAUUUUCUUGAAGUCAGUGUGGCUAUACCUAUGUUGUUCCAGUGUUUUCCAGUCAGAGUAAAUAUGACUACCAUACCCUGCUGUUACAUAAAUGUAACUUUUUAAAGCAAGUGGGAGAGCAGAAGAAUGCCAGAGAACUUGGAAUCAGCCUUUGAGGAGUGUUGCAUGCUGGUAGAAAGCUCACUUCUGUUUGUUUGAUGUCAUCUUGUAAUGAAUGGCUCCUUUGCUUAGUACCAUGUAGGGCCGUUUCUUUCCUCCUACAGUUUUCUUAAGUUAAUCACAUGGAUUCUUUGUACUAGGACUUCCUUGAGUAAAGCUAUUGACAUAUUUCUGCUGGAGCCUAAUACACAUGUGUAUUAACAUAGGCAUUGUUUUAUAUUAAUGAUAAAUUCUACUGGCUUGCUUUAUGAUAGUUUCUGAUUUCUAGCUGCUUAUGUGGUCCAUUUGAUUAUUAUUUGUGUCAGAAUAAUGUGACAUUUAUGAUUGCUAAGCUCUGAGCAGAAAAGGAGUGCCCAAGAAAAUUAAUUGCCUUUGUUUUACUGUAUGCUCAAAUAAGUAUUGAAAAUAUUCAGGCUUUGAACCCAGAGUUCAUAGGAUUGUUAUUUAGCUCCAUUUUAUUUACUUACAGAAAUCAAAACACAAGGUGGUUUUAAGUAAAAAAGCAAAAAGUACUAAAAUAUUGUAAAACAUUCUGUGUUGCUCUUACUUUAGAAAUUUGCCUAUUUCUAGGUUCAAAAAUAAACUUUACUAAAAUA